UAGUUUCUACGGGACCCUUCUUCCGCUUAAUACCAUGAAUUUGUCUAACAAAUCGGGUUGGAUUCAACUCGAUGAAUGUAGAGGAUAUGCCAGCAAUAUCCAGCAAGCUGAAGAAGUCCGCCAGACAUUUGAGGUGUCUAAGAGAUCAACAUUUGUUUCAUACAAAACAGUAUUGAAUUUUGGAAAAAAUGACAAAAUACCAGAAAAGUACAGAAUACGGUUUUCCGAUCUUGGAGAGGAGGUUGUGCCAUAUGAUGGAACGCCUUUCAUUAUAACAGGCAGAAAAGUAAACAGCUGCAUUUUUGGGAAGGACAAACAUGUAGCUGAUAAAAAAAAGAAACAACAGGACAAAGCCAGUAAUCUUGAGUGCGGUGUACAGGACCACCUGUUGUCUGAAAAUAAUGUGUCUACUAUAGGGCGAUCUCUUGAGUUCAUAGGGCGGUCUACAAGAUCCCCUGUUAUAUGGACAUUGAAAGUCUGCUAUAGAUUGAUAUAUUGA
This is a messenger RNA of Mytilus trossulus (common blue mussel), 499 nucleotides long. RefSeq lists its product as uncharacterized. The coding region runs from base 35 to 499 and encodes 154 amino acids. The record is from RefSeq and is a predicted model, not a curated record. The transcript is spliced from 3 exons. Lineage: Eukaryota; Metazoa; Mollusca; Bivalvia; Mytilida; Mytilidae. Gene Ontology annotation, molecular function: DNA-binding transcription factor activity.